Molecule: messenger RNA, 2614 nt
Organism: Saccostrea echinata
Lineage: Eukaryota; Metazoa; Mollusca; Bivalvia; Ostreida; Ostreidae
Product: phytanoyl-CoA dioxygenase domain-containing protein 1-like
Exons: 9
Coding region: 28-1134 (368 amino acids)
Source: RefSeq, a predicted model, not a curated record
AUAACAAAGUUUCAUUAGUCUGUUGCCAUGGAGACGUUUCCAGGCUCCACAAAUGAAGCUCACCCAGAACUUUUCAACAUUAAUGCCAUGCCAGAGCAGCCAAAGGAGAAGAAACCAGGACAGCUGUCUAAAGAAGAAGUCGAACAUUUUUUCAGAGAGGGUUAUUUGAUAGUGGAGGAGUUUUUCCAGCCAGAGGAACUAAAUGCAUGCCGAGAAGCCAUCAAAUUGCUUGUCGAUGAUCUGGUUGUCAAGCUGUUUAACGCGGGAAAAAUCACAAAGCUGUACAAAGAGUAUGGACUAUUCGAAAGACUCACCGAGAUUGAGAAAGAAUGUCCAGGUGCAAACAUCAUGUUACAUAAAAUAGGUUCUAUGCCACAGGCUCUCCGUGACAUUUGGUCAAACGACAGACUGUUAAAUAUAAUCGAACAGCUGAUUGGACCAGAUAUAAUGGGUCACCCUGUGUGGAACCUCAGAACUAAAACUCCCCAGAACGAGGCUACAACUGUGCCCUGGCAUCAAGAUGUUGGAUACUUGGACAACAACUCUUACAAGGUCCUACAACCGACUGCUUGGAUCCCAUUACUAGAUGCCAACGAAGUAAAUGGAUGUUUGCAGUUGGCAGUAAAAGGUCACAAGACCGGAAGGGUGGGUACGCAUCAAUGUUGCUAUGGUGGCACGUGGUAUGUGAUGCUGGAGGAGGAAGAAAUGAGAAAAAAAUUAGAUAUUGACACUGAAAAAGAUUUCAAGAUAUGCCCCAUAAAUUACGGUGGCAUGUUACUGUUCAACAACUUAGUGCCACAUCGGAGUUUACCAAAUCUAUCAAAGUCGAUUCGUUGGAGUUUAGACCUUCGUUGGCAGAGACCAAGUGAACCUGUGGGUUUCUAUGGACUGAAAGAGGGAAUUCUAAUGAGGUCUUCCAAAGAUCCCAACAUGAAGAUUGACUGGGAGUCAUUCGACGCCAUUAACCGACAUGAUAAACAAACGUCUGCAAUGACUGGCAAGGAAGAAAUUGAUGAGUUUGAUACAACCAUUCAAGGGCCAUGGAUGAAGAAAUGGGAAAUUGUGCAUGUGAAUCGACAUGUAGAAAGACACAGAGAAAUGGAAGACCAGCCAGAAACUUGGACGAAGGCAUAAUUCUCAGCAACACCAUGCCAGCUGCCUGGUGCAUAGGUAGAGAGUCAUCAUUUUCAUUUUGUUUUGUUCCAAACGUCCAUUUUGUCUUCUACAUAUGCAAGCAAGGGUCUCUUCGCAGAUUCCAUUGUUUUAAAUGGAUAAUUUUUGGCAUGUGGAUAUCAUACUAUACCUUAAAACUAGACACGCAGAAUUCAUGAUCUGAACACACAGCAUGAUAAUCAUAAUAGAUAUCAUAUAAGGUGGUUUUUGUUCCAUAAGAUAUCUAUUCUAACAAAUAUCUAUUAAAAAAAAAAGAUUAUUACAUUUAGAUUUAUAUGUCCAAUUAUGGAAGCUCAUCUUCCUAGAGAACAUCUUUUUUGUGUGAAAAACUACAUUGUAUAUACCAUAUUAGUAAUUAAAUUUUUGUCUGGUUUAUUUCGCAUGACUAAAAAAAAUCCACAUGUGUCUAUACUGGUAUUGGUGUACUGGUAUUGAAUAUACUGAUGUAAAAAUAUUGAAUAUGCUGAUAUAAGAAUACAAUAUAUUGUGAUGUUUUUUUUCUUGUAUGCAGAUAUGCAGCAUAUUAUUAAUCAGAUUAUGUAAAAUAGUGUAUUCCCUGUAUAUGAUGCAUUAUAUUCUGUUAUACUAUGUUAUACAUUCAUUGGAUUAAAGAAAUAUAUAAUAUACAGAUGUUUUAGAAGUUGCAAAUACCCGGUAAUAUAUUUACAUGAAUGCACUACUUUUAUAAAGUCUUGGCUCUUCUUGGAUUUUAUACAAUUUAAAAAUAUCAUUUGAAAGAGUUUUUGAAUGAUUUUAUUUCAUGUAGAACAUUAUGUAUUACAGACAGUGUAAAUAAAUCUUAAUAGGCCUAGAGUACCGAGAUCAGAAGGAUGACAGAUAUAUAGUCCACUUCUCAACAAUAACAGCCUUAGUCUGUAGAAUAAAAAAAAUCACAAGGUAUACAUCAGUAAUUGUAAUACAUGUACUGUAAAAUGGUUGAUUUUAAUUUACAGCAAACAUACUGACAUGGAUGUGAUAGAUUGGAGCAAUUUUCAAAUUUUUCAUUAGAGAUAAAUUUCUAAAUGUAUUUUGUUCAGGAAAGUGAGUUAAUAUUGUUAUUCAUGUAUAAAUUAUAGAUGUACAAUAUUGCUCAAACUAUGUAACUAAAUUUUUGCAGAUAAGCUUUUUGUGCCGUUUGUUUUCAAAAGCAGAAUGUACAUUAGAUUUGAAGCAAAAAGAUCAAAUUGGAAACCAAACAUUCUUAAACUUCAUGCGACCCCUAGAGAUGCUAUCACUUAAAAUCAUAGCUGUGUGCUAAAACUGAUAGUCAGUUUGCAGGUCAAAAACAAUAACUUUAUAAAUAUGUUCUAUGUCAUGUUAGAAUAUUUAUGACAUUUCAUAUUCAAUUUACUUAAUAUAGCUUGAGUAUUUCUGACGUUUUGUCAGUGCAUACUUGCCAUUCGGAAAUGCAUCUUGUUUGUUAUAUAAAACAUCCAGUAUU